Musa acuminata subsp. malaccensis (wild Malaysian banana) is the source of this 1141-nucleotide messenger RNA. Its product is annotated as microtubule-associated protein RP/EB family member 1C-like. Gene Ontology annotation, molecular function: microtubule plus-end binding. Gene Ontology annotation, cellular component: microtubule organizing center; microtubule plus-end; cytoplasmic microtubule. The record is from RefSeq and is a predicted model, not a curated record. Gene Ontology annotation, biological process: regulation of microtubule polymerization or depolymerization; protein localization to microtubule; thigmotropism. NCBI's taxonomy places the organism in Eukaryota, Viridiplantae, Streptophyta, Magnoliopsida, Zingiberales, Musaceae.
UCAAAUUCACAAAAAUCCCGCUCCCUCUCUCUCGGCCUGCGCUUCUUUCCAUUCGCCUACACGAAACCCUAAGCGAGAGAGUAGGAGAGAGGAAGAGAAACCCCUCGAUCGAUUGGCGUAGCAAUGGCGACCAACAUAGGGAUGAUGGAUGCGGCUUACUUCGUCGGUCGGAACGAGAUCCUGGCGUGGAUCAACUCCACCCUACAACUCAAUCUCUCGAAGGUCGAAGAGGCAGCGUCGGGGGCGGUGCAGUGUCAGCUGAUGGACGCCGUCCACUCAGGGAUCGUGCCGAUGCACAAAGUCAACUUUGAUGCCAAGAGCGAGUACGAGAUGAUCCAGAAUUACAAGGUCCUUCAGGAUGUCUUCAACAAACUCAAGAUCACCAAGCACAUUGAAGUUAACAAACUUGUGAAAGGAAGGCCCCUGGAUAAUUUGGAGUUCAUGCAGUGGAUGAAGAGAUACUGUGAUUCUGUUAAUGGCGGUGUCUUGAACAAUUAUAACGCUCUGGAGAGAAGAGAUUCUUGUAAAGGUGGAAAAGAAGCGAAUAAGAGGGCAGCACCUUCUCAAACAUCAGUCAGAUCUUCGUCUGCUGUCCUUAAAACUCAAGCUUCACAUACCACAAAAAAGAAUGAUGGGCAUGCUGGAAAUGCAUCACAUAAAGCCACAAAACCUGAUACCUCUGUCUCUCAAGCAUAUGAUGAAAAGAUCACAGAGCUGAAGCUUUUUGUGGAUAGUCUUGAAAAAGAAAGGGAUUUCUACUUUGGUAAACUGAGGGACAUCGAGAUCUUGUGCCAGAACCCUGAGAUUGAGCAUCUACCUAUUGUUGGUGCCAUUCAGAAGAUCCUGUAUGCUACAGAUGAUAGCUCAUCUGUUGUGGCAGAAGCACAAGCCAUGAUAGCGCAGCAACAGAGUGGAUCGCCACCGCUCAGCCCAAUCCUCGAGACAUCUGAAGAAAAACCAAAACAGGAAACACAGAAGAGAAAGGAUAUCUGUACCCUCGAGUUCGACAUGGCAGCCAAUUCGACCUUGUCCCCAAGACAGAGGCUUUCCGACAUCUCAGAUGUGCACUGCUGUGGUUCACCGCUAACAAAUUUCUGAAAACUUUUGAGUUGAGUCAGGUGCUUAAAUAGCUCUCUUGCAA